Molecule: messenger RNA, 542 nt
Organism: Drosophila arizonae
Lineage: Eukaryota; Metazoa; Arthropoda; Insecta; Diptera; Drosophilidae
Gene: Obp56h
Product: Odorant-binding protein 56h
Biological process (GO): sensory perception of smell
Molecular function (GO): odorant binding
Source: RefSeq, a predicted model, not a curated record
CCGUCAGUUUAUCCAGAACCGUCGCAGCUAGAGCAACACAUUCGAUCAAAAUGAAGGCAAUCCUGUGUGCAGCAACUCUACUAGUCAUCGCUAUAUCGGCUGUCCAGUGCAAUCCGAACUUCCAGCAGCUAAUGAAACAGUGCAUGGAUGAGACGAAGCUAACGGAGGCCGAGCUGAAGGAGUUCAUGGGCAGCGGCAUGAACGGCAAUGCCAAUGAGAAUCUCAAAUGCUAUUCCAAGUGCCUGAUGGAGAAACAGGGUCACCUGGUCAAUGGCCAAUUCAAUGCGGAGGCCCUGCUGAACACCUUGAAGAAUGUGCCGCAAAUGAAGGACAAAAUGGGCGAAAUCACAUCCGGCGUGAACGCCUGCAAGGACAUGAAGGGCGCCAACGAUUGCGACACCGCUUUCAAGAUCUUCAUGUGCCUCAAGGAGCACAAGGCCGUCAUGGGCGGCCACUAAAAAGGGAGUUGUCCCUAUGCAAAACAUGCACUCCUGGACUGCUCUGAGGUCUUUUAUAAAUGUUUAAUAAAUGUUUGUUGUUUG